Molecule: messenger RNA, 1101 nt
Organism: Miscanthus lutarioriparius
Lineage: Eukaryota; Viridiplantae; Streptophyta; Magnoliopsida; Poales; Poaceae
Source: the annotation of a GenBank genome assembly
AUGUCUGCCGCCGCAGUUGCUGCUGCCGCUCGGUGCGUCCCGCUCCGGGCGUCCCCGCCGGAGACCGAGAAGGCCCCCGCCUCCAUCCCCACCUCCUCGGCCACCUCUGCAUCUGCUCCCCUCCGCGCCGCCGCCGUCGCCGCGGGACCCGGCCGCCGGCUCCCGGCGGCGCCGCUCCGGUGCUCCUCCUCGUCGCCGGAGAACUCCGCCUCGCGGGAUCUUGGCUUGCUCCUGGAGGUGGAAGGAGUUCUUGCGGAUGUCUACCGUUUCGGCAAUCGCCAAGCUUUCAAUGUAGCAUUUCGAAGCCUCGGGCUAGAUUGUGCAAAUUGGACAGCGCCAAUAUAUGCUGAUUUGGUGAGGAAAGCUCGUGGUGAUGAGGAAAGGAUGCUGGCAUUAUUCUUUGACAGGAUUGGCUGGCCUACAUCAUUGCCAACUAGUGAGAAAGGGUCAUUUAUAAAAAGUGUUCUCCGUGAGAAGUUGAAAGCUUUGGAAGAGUUCUCAGCUUCUGAUGGCUUACCACUAUGGCCUGGAGUUGAAACGUUCAUUGAUGAUGCACUUAGUGAGGGUGUCCCUUUGGCCAUAUUGGCUGCAUAUGGGAGAAAUGGAGAAACGAUUUCAAGAUCUAUAGCUAUGAAGCUGGGCCCUGAAAGAAUCUCGAAAAUAAAGAUUGUUGGAAAAGUUGAGGUUGAAGAAAGCUUCUAUGGGCAACUUGUUCUUGGUAAAGGAGUCACAUCUGGUGUGGAUGAGCAACUUGUCAGGGAAGCCCAAAAGGCUGCUUCUGCAGAGAAGCAGAGGAUUGCAGAAGAGGUUGCAUCAAUCCUAAAACUCAGUGUUGACAUCACAGCAUCCGAAAGCUCUGAAAAGGUAAUAGCAGCUCUCCGAGCUGGUUCUGAAUAUGUUGGGUGUGACGUGCAAAAUUGUGUUCUUGUUGCGGGCAGCCAAUCUGGUGUCCUUGCAGCUGAACGCAUUGGCAUGCCAUGCAUAGUUGUUCGAAGCAGCUUUACUGCAAGAGCAGAAUUUCACUCUGCAAAGGCCGUUAUGGAUGGAUUCGGGAACACAGACUUAACCGUUUCAAAACUACUGAGCAAAAGGUGGUCUUAA